Molecule: messenger RNA, 671 nt
Organism: Andrographis paniculata
Lineage: Eukaryota; Viridiplantae; Streptophyta; Magnoliopsida; Lamiales; Acanthaceae
Product: 30S ribosomal protein S17, chloroplastic
Exons: 1
Coding region: 73-540 (155 amino acids)
Biological process (GO): translation
Cellular component (GO): ribosome
Molecular function (GO): structural constituent of ribosome
Source: RefSeq, a predicted model, not a curated record
UUCCAGCAGGAACACAAAUUUUUCAGCGUCUUCGCCCUCUCUCCUAAUCUUAUCUUUCCCCAAAUUUCGACGAUGCUUCAAAUCACUUCUUCGAUUCCCCAAUUCAAAACCCUAACCCUAACUUCUCCGUUCCUCCAUGGCGGCUCCUCAAUCAAUCGGUUCAAGUCGUGCUCCUCAAUCGCCGCCCCCGCGGCGGCGCCGGCGAGGCUCCCCGUGAUCAAAGCGAUGAAGACACUCCAAGGGAUAGUCGUCUGCUCCACCAACGACAAGACGGUGGCCGUGGAGGUCACGCGCCUGGCGCCACACCCAAAGUACAAGCGCCGCGUGAGGAAGAAGAAGACGUACCAGGCGCAUGACCCGUUGAACCAGUUUCAGGUUGGGGAUUACGUUCAGCUCGAGAAAGGCCGGCCGAUUAGCAAGACAAAAUCAUUCUGGGCCAUACCGGUGCCCAGCCGGCGGAGUUCGAAGGGCGGGGAUGAAGACGCGCCGCCGCCGGAGCAGGAGCUCGGGAUUCCGUUGGAGUCUGAGAGCUCUGGGUGAAAAGGCUGUUGGCCAUUCGUGGUUAUCCAAUUUUCUUUUUAAGAAAAAGGGAUUUGGUACUCUGAAUUUGAAACUAAUUUUUCACAUUUCUUGUAUUAAGACUUAUGGAAGAAUGGCAAUAUUUUUUUUUA